ACAGCUUUAAAAGGAAAGUGCCUGCUGUUCUGUUUGGUUUCAGAAAAUUUGGCAACAGGAUGUACUUGAUUCUGUUUAUUUUUGGGAAUUUUCUGACCACAGUCACUGUCAAUGGGGCUGAUACAAGCCUUAACCUGCUCUGUACCAACAACUAUGAAGAAUUAAUGUCCUGUAACUUUUACGCACAGAAUUGUUCUGAAUACAGGAUGACUCUUGUCAACGAUGAAGUGACGCAGAAGUGCAGCUUCAGUCCAUGUGACAGAGGAUGUUGUUGCUCCAUCAAUAUGGUCCUGGUUCUUGGGGAGGUUUUUAGAGCCACUGUUCUGAAAGGAAACCAGAGUGUGGAGUCUAAACAGAUCAGCAUCCAAGACAGCAUAAAACCUAAAACUCCAUCAAUCGUCUCAGUGGAAGAAUUCAAAGGUAAUUUUGAGAUUCAUUGGAAGACAAAUGUAGUUAGAAGAUCCAUCCUGGAUGAUCUGAAGGCUGUGGUGACUUAUUGGAAAAAAGGAACAAAUGAAACGCAGAAAACUGAAAAUUUAACGGCAAACAUAAAUAAGCUGAGCUUCCAUGAAAUCAGUGGUCGAGACUUGGAGCCAAGUACAACGUAUGUGGUCAGUCUGAAGACCUACACACCUCUGAGUGGCAGAUUUAGUGACAGCAGCAAUGAGAUGGAAUUUACAACUACUAUGUCUCCUUUCAGUCUGAAAAUGGUUAUUAUUUCUGGCCUCAGUAUUGCUGCAGUCAUCAUCAGUUGUGCAAUAUUUGGCUGUUAUGUGAAGCUGAAAACAAUUUGGGAGGAAAGAGCUGCCAAAUGCCAAAAAACAAAAAUAAUUCAUAUACAAGCAAAGACAGCAGAGAUAAUCUCAUCUGGGUUGCCUUUCAACUUUUUUUGUGUUGAACAUGAUGUUCCAGACGCAGACAAAACAGGGUCACAGGAGUCACUGAUGUACAGCAGCUGUGGGAGUCCUAAUACUAGUGGAAUCACCACAGACAUAUCAUAUCAGCAGUGCAACAGUGCAGAUUGUGGGGGCUCUUCGUAUGCAGAAGACCCCAUAGUCGUGUCUCUCAAGUGAAACUGAUGCAACCGUGUCCCAGUGCGACAACUGUAAUGAACUGUGAUUCUAUGAAGCAAAAAUACCACAUAUGAAGAGGUCACUGGAUGUAAUGAAAAUCCCUGCCAUGGUGGUGUUCCUCAGAACUUACACAGCUCUGGAUUAUGAUUCUUCCCAGAGGACUUCAGGGGAGGCAUGGCAUGAGAAAAAAUAAACCUGAAUAAAAAAGAAAAAAAGUGUAAAGUGGUUAGCUAACUACAGUACAUGCAAGGGACAAAAUGCAUUGAUUUUUAGUACCUCAAGUGGAAGUGAGAGAGGACACAAAGUCUGGGCCGAGCAGAAAAUGGAGGGAGUGCGACCUUGAUUAUUUUAAGUUUGGCUUUUCAUGUAUUGGUCCUGAUGAUGCUCUGCUGUUACAGUGUGUUAUUUGUAAAGAGGUGCUAACUAACAAAAGUAUGCGACCAUAUAAACUCCAGUGUCAUAUUGAAACUAAGCACCAAUGUGGCAACAUAGGCUAUCAGUUUAUUGCUGUUAUGGAAAGGAUUUAAGCAUGAUAUUGAGACAGUAUUAUGAAAAGCAGCGGUGUGGUGUGGAGUGAUGAUAAAAUGUCUGACUGAUGUUGAUCUAUUCAUUAUUAUUCAUUAUGUAAUUUGAGAAAUUGCACAAAUAGACCUCAAAAUGUAUGAUUUUGGUGAAUUGAGGUUAGGGCUAUUGCUAACUGCUUUCAAUUUA
Sphaeramia orbicularis (orbiculate cardinalfish) is the source of this 1784-nucleotide messenger RNA. RefSeq lists its product as uncharacterized. The coding region runs from base 60 to 1073 and encodes 337 amino acids. The transcript has 9 exons. Gene Ontology annotation, molecular function: cytokine receptor activity; protein binding. Gene Ontology annotation, biological process: cytokine-mediated signaling pathway; immunoglobulin mediated immune response. The record is from RefSeq and is a predicted model, not a curated record. NCBI's taxonomy places the organism in Eukaryota, Metazoa, Chordata, Actinopteri, Kurtiformes, Apogonidae. Gene Ontology annotation, cellular component: external side of plasma membrane.